Messenger RNA from Sphaeroforma arctica JP610, 915 nucleotides. RefSeq lists its product as hypothetical. Gene Ontology annotation, biological process: GPI anchor biosynthetic process. The transcript has 4 exons. The record is from RefSeq and is a predicted model, not a curated record. Lineage: Eukaryota; Ichthyosporea; Ichthyophonida. The coding region runs from base 56 to 730 and encodes 224 amino acids.
CCUUGUCGUACUUUGUGUCGGUGAUUAGCUCUAUGAGAAACAGAUCGCGUGGGCUAUGGGCGCGCCCGAGAGCGAACGACAGGCCAUUAUGGGCAUUCGACCCCCAAAAUCGUACACCAGUCCGCCGAGGAAUAAGGCAGGGUUUGAUGUAUUGAAGAUGGAUGUUACCAAGCAUCUGACCAAAGUGUUGAAACCAAGGUUUGUGUUCAGUGGCCAUACCCACAACCACUGCACAUUCGUACAGCCGGGCUGCCACACGCCCGAAUUGACGGUGUCGACGUUUAACUGGCGAAAUAGACAUGAUCCGAGCUUUGUUCUCUCGGUCAUUGCUCCGCAAAAAGACAGAGACCCUAAAGAGCGAGUGAAUAUUGGCGGCAAACGCCAAUCCUCCACCAUAGACGACACCGCCGAUGUCGAGAGUCUACUGCAAGCACACAUUGACAAAACAGUUGCUGGUAAUGAUGUACUGCAGCGUGUGGAAGGUCUAGACGAGUUCUAUUUCGGCGCGGGAGGUGUGCGCUCUGUGCGCUGCAAAGCUCCAGACGAAAACACUGUGUACCUGCUAUACGCAACCGCUGUGUGCAUACUUGUACUGUCUCUAGUAGAAAUGUACUGUUUCUCUGUAUAUGGAGCGAUGAGACGAGCGUUGUGGUGUGAUGUGAUAGUAGAGGAGAUACGUGAAUCUAGUGGGGGGUGUUGCAAUAGUCCAGCGGCGCCGAAGGAGGAUUGAGACGCACUUAGGAAGUAUAGUUAAAGCUGUAAAAGUGGGAAAUGUAGCGUUAUUCCAGCACACAGUGACCCGGGGAGAUCAGGAUUGGUUUUCAUUAUGACACAAAUGAUACUUAGUUAAUUAGUAGGAAUGGUUGGCCUGCAGUAAAUAAAACAUCGAUAAAGAUUACCGGGUUGCUAAUGUAG